Cavenderia fasciculata is the source of this 4989-nucleotide messenger RNA. It is a transcript of the gene rpa1, whose product is annotated as RNA polymerase I. Gene Ontology annotation, biological process: DNA-templated transcription. The transcript is spliced from 3 exons. The coding region runs from base 1 to 4989 and encodes 1662 amino acids. NCBI's taxonomy places the organism in Eukaryota, Evosea, Eumycetozoa, Acytosteliales, Cavenderiaceae. Gene Ontology annotation, cellular component: RNA polymerase I complex. The record is from RefSeq and is a predicted model, not a curated record. Gene Ontology annotation, molecular function: DNA binding; DNA-directed RNA polymerase activity.
AUGAAUAGAGCAGUUACAACAGUUGUUAGCAAUGAGGUAUCUGGUGCAACCUUUUCAUUCUAUACCUCUGAGCAAAUCAGAAAGAUCUCUGUCAAACAAAUCACAGAGCCAGAUGCAUUUGACAUUAUUGGUAAUUGUGUCUCUGGAGGUCUAUAUGAUGCCGCUCUCGGUCCAUUCGAACCACCUGAUCUUUGCGUAACAUGUGGAGAUCAUUAUUUAAGAUGUCCAGGUCAUUUUGGUCACAUCGAACUUAGUUUACCAGUUUACAACCCUGUAUUAUUCCCAACAAUGAUCAAGAUCUUCCAAAAUACUUGUCUUGAAUGUCAUACCUUUAAACAUGGAAAGAUAGUCAUUAAUGAAUUUAUAGAAGAACUUAAAGUAUUAUAUACAGGAGAUGUUGUAAAGGCAAGAGAUUUGAGAGAGAGACAUUUGACUAGAAGAGCUGCCGGUCAAAAGAAGAUUGACGGUUUGGAAGAUUUACGUGCUGACGACAGUGACGACGACGAUAACAACAACAACCACCGUGCUCCAAUGGAUGUUGAUAAGAGUGGUGAUGACAGCGAAUACAAAAACUAUCGUGUCGACGAAGAGAUCGAAGGUCCAAUUGUGAAUCGUGAAAAGUCACAACACUUUGAAUCGAUGCGUCGUGAUAUAUUGAGAGAGUUUGUCAAGAUUGCAUCGUCGGCCACUUGUAGAUGUGCCAACUGCGGUGCAUUCUCACCAGCCAUCCGUAACGGUGAGCCUAGCAAGUCCAAGAUGUUUAUCAUGCCGUUGGGCAAGGAACAGUUCAAGUCAAACAAGACCAACAAGAAGAAAACCAACUUCUCGUCGGUCUCGGAGGAGAGCAUCCACGGCACAUGGUACUCACCAUGGGAAUUGCAACGUCAACUCAAGAAAUUGUUCAAAAAGGAAAAGGAGGUGUUGGAUCUGUUGUUUGGCGAGGUGCGUCCCACCGGCGCCGUCGACCCGGUCACCAAGAAACGUGUGUUUGGCCGUGAGUCGUCGAUCGACUCGUUCUUUUUGACUGCGUUCCCCGUGUUGCCGUCGAGAGCACGUCCACCCAACUUUAUGAACAACCGUCGGUCCGAGUCGACCAUGAACAACCAUUACCGCGGCAUCGUCACGCAUAACCGCAUGAUCACGAAGCUGCUCGACGCCAAGGAGGACGAGAGCGCCAAAUCGAUGGUGACCAACGUCUGCGAGCUGCAGAUGCACAUCAACAACAUGUACGACAACAGCAAGGCACAAAAGACAAGCCGUUCGGUGCUGGCCGCCGGUGUCAAGCAGAUCCUCGAGAAAAAGGAGGGUCUGUUCCGUAAGCAUAUGAUGGGCAAGCGUGUCAACUAUGCCGCGCGUACGGUUAUUUCGCCCGAUAUCUCGCUCGAGACCAACGAGAUGGGUGUGCCCCAGUACUUUGCCCGCACGCUCACCUUCCCGCAACCCGUCACCCACUUUAACUACCAGCAGAUGGCACAGGCCGUCAUCAACGGGCCCGACAACUACCCAGGCGCCAACUACAUCGAAGACGAGGACGGCUUCUACAUCAACCUCGCCAAAGAGACCCACGAGAACCGUGUUGCACUCUCCAAGACGUUGCUGACCAUCAAGCCAACCAGCCCACACGGCACCACGAAAAAGGUGUACCGUCAUCUGUUGACGGGCGACUUUGUGCUCGCCAAUCGUCAGCCAACCCUCCACAAGCCAGGUAUCAUGGGUCAUCGUGUCAAGGUACUCGGCAAGCAAGAAAAGACAUUACGUAUGCAUUAUUGCAACUGUUCGACAUACAAUGCCGAUUUUGACGGUGAUGAGAUGAACAUUCAUUUCCCACAAAGUUUCCAUGCCGCCGCUGAAAUCCGUGAGAUUGCCGCCAACAACUUCCAAUAUCUCGGACCUAGAGCCGGUGUCCCCUUGCGUGGUCUCAUCCAAGAUCAUAUCUUGACGGGUGUCCUGUUGACCAAGCGAGACACACUCUUUACCCGCGCUCAAUUCCAAGCUAUCCUCUAUGCGUCGUUGUGGGGUAUUAACCGCGACCACCCAAUCGUCACCCCGCAGCCAGCCAUCCUCAAGCCCGUCCCCCAAUGGACCGGCAAGCAGCUCAUCUCGGCCGCACUCAACCAUCUCACCAUCGGCCGUGUUCCACUCACCCUCGAGUCACCCUCCAAGAUUCCCACCAAGUUGUGGGGCAAGCAUGGUUUGGAUGUCACCCGUGACAGUCACGUCAUCAUCCGUCAAAAUGAAAUGGUCGCAGGUAUCCUUGACAAGGGACAGUUUGGUGCCUCUGGCAACGGUCUCGUACACACUUGCUACGAAAUGUAUGACCCCAACACUGCUGGCUCUCUCUUGACAUUGCUCGGACGUAUGUUUACCUUUUACUUGUCGACUCGCGGGUUCACCUGUAGUGUCGAGGAUCUCCUCAUCAACGCCAAGGAGGAAGACUACCGUCGUAACGAGCUCGCCAAGGCCAACGAAGAGGGUCUCGACGUUGCUGCCAAGUUUGUCGGUCAACGCAAAUACGAUAAGCUCGAGACGGCCCGUUUGAUGAACGUCAACCUUCGUGAAGAGCGUGAGGUUGGUCGUUUGGACGGUAUGCUCAAAAAGGCAUUGAACCAGUACACAUCCAAGAUCAUUGAUACCCUCAUCCCAGGCGGUCAACGUAAGCCAUUCCCCGAAAACAACUUCUCGCUCAUGACAGUGUCUGGAGCUAAGGGUUCCGUCGUCAACUUUUCGCAAGUCUCUUGUUUGCUCGGUCAGCAAGAGUUGGAGGGCAAGCGUGUGCCUCGUAUGGUGUCUGGAAAGACGCUCCCCGCAUUCGAGCCAUUCGAUCCCAGUGCCCGUGCCGGUGGUUUCAUUAUGGACCGUUUCUUAACGGGUGUCCGUCCCCAAGACUACUUUUUCCAUUGUAUGGCCGGUCGUGAAGGUCUCAUUGAUACGGCUGUCAAGACUGCCCGUUCUGGGUACUUGCAACGUUGUAUCAUCAAGCAUUUGGAAGGUAUCACUGUGCAGUACGAUAAUACUGUGCGCGAUGCCGACGGAUCGGUCAUCCAGUUCAACUAUGGUGAGGAUUCACUCGAGAUUACCAAGCGUCAAUACCUCACCAACUUUACAGUGGCCGCUGAAAACUACGAGCUUCUCAAGAGCCAAUUUGCAUAUGAUGAGCUCGUUCCAGCCAUGCGCAACGUCAAGGUCUCGGAAUACAACGACAAGUUGCACACACAACUCGCCGAAAAGAAGGCUGGCACGUUGGGCAAGACCGCUCAGUUGCUCGACCCCGUCAUGGCCAAGUUCAACCCCGCCGCCGACCUUGGAUGCGUGUCUGAGGCAUUCAUGACCGACCUCAACAAGUAUAUCGAUGCCAAUCCACAAGGAUUGAUCCAGACGGCCAAGAACAAAAAGGGUAAGAUCCCCGAAAAGGAUUUCCGUAACCUCAUGUUCCUCUACUACAACCGUAGCAUGGUGUCGCCGGGUGAGAGUGUCGGUUUGUUGUGCGCACAAUCUAUUGGAGAGCCAUCGACACAGAUGACACUCAACACAUUCCAUUUGGCCGGUCGUGGUGAAGCCAACGUCACUUUGGGUAUCCCACGUCUUCGUGAGAUUAUCAUGACUGCCUCGCAAAACCCCAGCACCCCGUUGAUGGAGUUACAAAUAUCCGACCCAACCGACAAGGCCGCCACCGAAGCCAUGGCCAAGAAACUCGAAUGGCUCAAGAUGAACGAUAUUAUCGAGGGUGUCUCGGUCGUCGAAUACUACACUGACCGCGAGCGUCACUACGAUAUCAAGAUCACAUUUGUCGCCAACCUCGAAGAGAUCAUGCAGACCAAGUCCAUCAGCAAAGACUAUAUGUUCAAGACACUCGAACGUUUCAUCAAGGAGGUCAAGUCACGUGCCGCACGUUCUGGCAAAAAGACCAACGCCGGCGCCGAUAUUGGACGUGGCAAGAAAUCUAAAAAUUCAGAUGACCGUGACGACGAGAUUGACAUGGGUGACGACGACUCUGCCGACAAGGCUGAUGACUCCUCUGCCGCUGACAAGAACGACGAUGCUGCCGACGACCAAUCCUCCUCCUCCAACGGAAAGAAGAAAUCAUCCAAGAAACCAGUCUCAACCGUCACCAUGGAUACUGACAGUGUUGACUCUAAAAAGAAAAAUAACAAAACUCAAAAGGUUAGCUAUGAUGAUGAUGAUGAAAAUAACAACAAAAAUGACGAAGAUGAUGAAGAUGAAGAAGAUGAACAAGAAGAAAAGAAAAAAGAUGAAGAAUCUGAAGAAUCUCAAAAUGAAGAAUCUGAACAAGAAGAUGAUGAAUCAGAAGAAGAGGAAUCAGAGGAAUCAGAUAAAUCAUCCAACAAGAAAUCAUCAACAUCAGUCAAAUCAAAUCUAAGCAAAUUUAAUCCAAAGAAAGAAUUUUCAUUUAUCGUUGGCGUCAAAUCAGAUAGUAAAAAGGUAUUAAUGUUAAACAUUAUCGAAGAUGUUGCAUUCAAGUUUAUCAUUAAGAGUUGCAAGGGUAUCUCUAGAUGUUUCAUCAAUGAAAAGACUGUUGGUGGCAAGACCGAGUAUUCCAUCCAAACUGAAGGUAUCAACUUGAUCGAGCUGUUUGAGAUGCAAGACCACCUCCAACUCAACCGUAUGUACACCAAUGACAUUGGAUCGAUCCUCAAUCGUUAUGGUGUCGAAGCCUGCAAGAGUGCCAUUGUCUCUGAAAUCUCCAACGUCUUUGGUGCCUAUGGUAUCACUGUCGACAAGCGUCAUCUCACCCUCCUCGCCGACUAUAUGACCUAUGACGGUGGGUUCCGUCCACUCAAUCGUAUCGGUCUCGAAAAUAACACUUCACCACUCCAAAAAAUGUCCUUUGAAACUACGUGUGCCUUCCUUUCCAAGGCUGCCCUCGUCUCUGACUCUGAUUUCUGUGAAUCUCCUUCAUCUCGUAUUGUUUUGGGUCAAGUUGUACGUGGUGGCACCGGUGCUUUUGAAAUCGUUGCUCCAUUAAAUUAA